Cryptomeria japonica (Japanese cedar) is the source of this 1716-nucleotide messenger RNA. Its product is annotated as ankyrin repeat-containing protein At2g01680-like. Lineage: Eukaryota; Viridiplantae; Streptophyta; Pinopsida; Cupressales; Cupressaceae. The record is from RefSeq and is a predicted model, not a curated record. Bases 1 to 1716 code for a protein of 571 amino acids. Gene Ontology annotation, molecular function: protein phosphatase regulator activity; protein phosphatase 1 binding. The transcript is spliced from 3 exons. Gene Ontology annotation, cellular component: plasma membrane.
AUGGACUCGAGAGUUUUUGAGGCUGCCCAUUUGGGAAAUAUCAGUGCCAUUAAAGAUUUGAUAGACGAGAAUGCUGACGUUUUGGAGCAGGUCACCAGUUCUAGCAAGAAUUCAGCUCUACAUGUGGCUGCAAGAGCUGGACAGGCAGAUUUCGUGUCGGAGAUUUUGAGGAUCAGACCUCAAAUCUUAUCCCAUCUCAAUAGUGAGCGGGAUACUGCCUUGCACGAAGCUGCGAGAGGAGGACACUCGACUGUUGUAAAGGUGCUCUUGGAAAAAGACCAACGCAUUGCUUACAAAGUUAAUCAGGAUUAUGAAACGGCCCUCUUUGUUGCUUGCAAGGAAGACAUAGUAAAGGAGCUGAUUAAGGCAAGACCUGGGCUGGUUGGAAAAUUGGACAAGCAAGGAAGCAGUCCGUUGCAUUCAGCUGCUCCACAUGGCCAUUUGGAAGUAACAAGAGCAUUGUUGACUGCCGACCCAGAGAUUUGCUACAUUCUCGACGGCUCUGGCAGGUCGGCUCUCCAUAUCGCAGCGAUGAAAGGACGGCUCAGCGUUGUUCAUGAAAUACUGUCCUUCAGGCCUGACUCUGCGGAAUUGCUCUCCACGGCCGGUGCAACUUUUUUGCAUUCUGCAGUGGAGGCGAACCAGAUCGAAGUUAUCAGGCACGUGGUUGACCUUCUUGACACGUCCAAGCUUAUCAGGACACAAGACAACGAGGGCAAUACAGUUUUACAUGUUGCCACCAGGAAAAAACUCAAGCAGAUGGUCCGGUUGCUGGUGGUGUGUACGACUAUAAAUGUAAACGCAGUGAACAAACAAGGGUUGACGGCACUGGAUAUCUUGGAGAAAGAGCCGACUCACUCGGGAUCCGCGAUAAUCGGGUUCGCGCUCAAGGAAGUGGAUGCCAAGCGCAGCUACGAGCUCCCUCUGGAGCGCUUCAAGCGAGAUGACUUCGCUCUCGAACGGAGCGUGAGCUCAUUUAAUCACCACGUUCGGGAUCAACAUUUCGAGACGACCGACACGAGCGACCGAGUGAACGACAUGGCGAAAGAACUGUGGCAGCAGCACAAACAAGCAAUAAACACUGUGACUGUGGUAGCGGUGCUCAUAGCUACGGUGGCCUUCGCUGCCAUGUUCACCGUGCCGGGAGGCCUUAAAAAUGAUGGCGAAUACGAAGGCACUGCUGUAAUGGCACACACUACCGCCUUCAAGGUGUUUGUAAUAACUGACACCGUGGCGUUAUUCUCGUCAUUGGCGAUAGUUCUGAUUCUAGUGACCGUGGUGCCAUUCCAUAGAAAAGUCUUGUUGAAGCUUUUGUUCUUCAUCAACAAAUUUAUGUGGGUAGCAGUUGGAUGCACUGCCUCGGCUUUUCUUGCUGCAGGUUAUGUGGUGGUGGCCCCCAAGACUAUGUGGGUUGCGAUUGGCAUGUGUGUUAUUGGUGCGGGAAGCAUGGUCUUCAUGUUCACUUCUCUCACCUCGCUCGUUGUUGGCCAUCAGAGGAAGAAAGCCCAAUUCCGGAAAAUGAAGAAGCCUAUAGAUGGUGAAAAUGUGACGAAGUCAAGAUCCAGAGAUCCUGUGACGAUCAUAACUCACGUGGGAGUAGAUGAAUAUGGAGCGAAUUUAGGGGAAACAAACGAGAGAUUAUCUGGGAGAGGAAACCAUUCUUCUUCUGACUCAGACAUUGAAAGCUCUGAAGGGAACGGGUUCUUUCCAUUGUAG